Molecule: messenger RNA, 2853 nt
Organism: Oncorhynchus nerka (sockeye salmon)
Lineage: Eukaryota; Metazoa; Chordata; Actinopteri; Salmoniformes; Salmonidae
Exons: 11
Coding region: 262-1455 (397 amino acids)
Biological process (GO): negative regulation of gene expression, epigenetic; protein localization to heterochromatin; negative regulation of DNA-templated transcription
Cellular component (GO): nucleoplasm
Source: RefSeq, a predicted model, not a curated record
UAUUGCACUUCACCAAUCAACAACGAAGAGCUAGGAUUUUGGUGGCGUUUGUUGUCGAAAGUUGCAAGAGCAGAAAGGUUAAACAAUAUCUUCUAUUUUAUUGCCCUCCCCCCACAUUUUUUUUGCAAGACUAUCUUUAAUACUAAUACACAGAAAACGUUCAGUCGGUUUUACACCAUCCCACACCAUAUCCCCCUGAGGAGCCCUUCAUCAUCAUCAUCAUCAUCAUCAUCAACAACAACAACAACAACAACAACAAUAAUGCCCAGGCGAAGGAAAAGUAGAAUCCGAGAGGCCUAUGACGAGCACUUUUCAGAGAGCGCGGUAACAUACCCAAGAAUUGUGAAUGCUGUCGAGAGGAGGACGGUUGUGACAAGACCGGAGCAAGACUAUGACAGAGAAUUUGAAUACGAAACCAAUCAGUUUAGCGGCAUUCGAAGUUACCAUGAUGAUGACCACAGAGGACACCGUAGCGACAGGAUACACACAGGAAGUGAUCAAGGAUACCAUGGUGACAGUACACCCAUAGGAAGCUUCCGAGUGAGGAAUUCCCCACCUCCCCGACAAGAGGAUUACAGAGAUUGCUACUACAGGGACUCCAGAGAUGAUUCUCUGAUGGGGCAUCAAGGAGAGAUGAGGAUAAGCAGCAGAGCGGGCUCCCACCUCAGCAGCAGAGUUAAAGGAAUAGCUCCUCUCUCGAGGACUGUGUCUUCAGCAGCUAACCCCGAUAGAGUGGACCCCAAUCUGAUGCAGGCCCUCAUCUACUUGGACCGAGGAGAGGACCCUGAGGGUCUUAGGCGAAGGGGCCUGGACCCCUACCCUGCUGGCCCAGCCGGGGACACUUACAAAACAGUACGGGAUCGCUCUCCCGUCAGGAUGGAUAUCCCACCAGGCCCUGUUAUCAUGCGCUCUGGGUCCAACACCAGCAAAAGGAGCUACUCCCCAGACAGGGACCAGAAGAGCUUCUCCUACCAGCAGAGCCAGCAGAAGAGGUAUAACGAAGAGCCUCAGAGCCAGAACAGAGAACCUGAUAAGCCCAGGUUGCUAAGCCACACCAGAAGUACCUCCCUAGACGGAUCAGCGAAAAGCUAUGUAGCAAUCAAGGAGGAGAGUGUCCCCACGCCAGCCCUGCUAGCGGGGCCGAAGGAGACGGUGUCGGCCAAGGAGACGGUGUCGGCCACGGAGGAGACGGAGCAGACGCAGGACAACUUUAAGACACGGCGCUCUCAAGCCAUCGCAGCUAAAGCGCUGGAAAUCGAGAAGCGGUACAAGCAGGACUGCGAGACAUUUGGCACGGUGGUAAAGAUGCUGGUUAUCAAGGAGCCCAGUCUGGAGAAGAUGCUUCAGAACCCUCUGAAGGACAACCUGAUUGAGAUCAGGGAGCGUUGCCUUGACGACCUCCGACACUUCAUCAUAGAGCUGGACCAGGUCAUAAAGCCCCAACCAUCAACAUGAGGGGGAACCACAAACCCCCUUACUACAUGCCAGGAUUGAUGGACCAGAGGUGGAGUUUGGCCAGUGGUAUAGACAUUGUGACCCUGUGUGAUAUUCUCUCAAUACUGUGUCAAUAAGAGGGAAACAUUCACAUUCAAAUAACAUUUUAACCUAAAAAUAAUUGGUCACAAAAAAAAAAGUUACUUGAUUUUAUUGAAAACAUGCUUAAUUGAGAAUAAGUGUUUUAUUUUCACCAACCUUUUCUGAGUUGAGAUCACUGAGUCGAAAUGCAAGUCCAGUUCUAUCACUCAGAUGUUUUCUAAAUAUGACAUAAAAAACCUACGCCUGUGCUACAUUAACCAAUUAAAAACAGUUCUGUAGCAAUGAGGUUUGUACAGUAAGCUAUAGGCCCAAUACAUUAUCACUGCAUAUUGGCUUCGCUUUAAUUUCCCUGCAUUUACAUUACAUUUAAGUCAUUUAGCAGACGCUCUUAUCCAGAGACCCUGCCAACGCAUUGUUGUUCAGACCAUUUAAAAAAGAUAUAUAUUUCAAAAUUUGAGGUAAGCUAUAUGAUCACACAGUAAUAUAGAUCAUUUGUUGUAUUACUUGUGAGUCGACGCUAAGUGAGCAUAUUUAAAUAAUUUGCUUUACAUUUUACUGGGCUGAUGGUGCCUGUAUCUGAUGGUCAGGCUCAGCAGUCCGCCUCUCAACAUCCCUCUACUCUCCCUUUCCCCCGCUGACACUGACCAAAAAGGACACUGUCAUCCAGCUGAUGGCGGAUCUCGACUCGCCUCAUUCUCAGUUUCUCUCCUAAUGGUUUUGAAAUCUCACAGUAUCUGUAGCUUUCCUUCACGCCUGCUACGUUACUGCAGACACGGUAAUCUGAGCCAUCCGAUUGGCCAGCGGUAGGCCUGUAGUGCACUUCAUUUGCUCUGCAGGCCCGCCGGGAAGGCAGAGUUUGUAUCUUCAGACAAAUGAAAUGGUUCAAAAUUGAAACACUUCGCCUACUCGGCGUGCAGGGCAGCUGAAUCAAGUGCACCUACCGGCAACAGUGUAAGACAAAACAAUUAUACAAAUGCAAGGAUUUUUUUAAUAUAUAUUUUUUUACAUAAAUGUUUGAGAUUGACAAGAAAUGCCUUUGAGAUCGACCAGUUGGUCACCACUGCUUUGGGGAGGUCAUAGAAGAAAAUAUGAAGCAUUCUAAUUUGAUUGGCUUGUUUCGAUGCUGUUCUAGAUUUCAGACUUGAAAAGAGAAUUCUGCCGUCGUUACUCUAGAUGUCCAGCUGUCAUUUAUUUACUCUGUCAUCCACUACUACUGGCUUUCUGACCAAGUAGUAAAACAACCUGAUCAUACAGAGUUUACAUAUUUUUGUGUAUUUACAUCUUAUUUUCUAUUUGGUAAUAAAAGUGAUGUAACAA